AAAAAAUAAAAGUGAGCAAUAUGUGCAUUUCCCGCUAACUUUUGAUCUUGUCAAUGCAUCUUCCCUCUUUCCUGUUUCCCCACCGUCUCAAAAGAAGAGCCCAACAACUAAACAAGCAAAAGAAACCCUAACCCAAACAAUAAUUCAAUCCCUUUGGAUUCUAAUUCUAUCUCUUUCCUCUUGAACCUUGAUACUCACACAGACACGGCAAUGUCCGCCAUCAAAACGGAGCCGAAAUGCCGAAUACAGGCGCCAAUCCUUUUUGACUGUCCAUUUUUUUUUUCCAGAAAAGGCCUUUGCUAGAGUCUAGAGAUCGAUAUACUUGUGCUCUCACCUCAUCAGUCACUCCUAUGGCCAGGCUUUGAGAUCAGAUGUCAUAAUGUGAACUGAGGCUGAGCGUCAAAUAAUUUUCAGGGCCAGACCCAGAACCUCCUCAUCAAGUGCUAACGGAGUUUUUUAUCAAGCAUCAAAUAAUUCAAAUCAGCCCAAUCUCUAAGGAGAUUUAAAGUCAUUUCCUAGAAAUGACAUAUGAAGGAGCUUAUUAGCAUCACAGUUUAUAAAUCUACUGCUUCUCAAGAGUCAAGAGUCCUCCUUUCUCAUAAUCAUUCAUAGUUCAUAGAUGAGAUGGUUAUUUUCCGAACUGCCGUUUUCUCCUUUAUAUUAUUAAACCUAAGCAUAACAACUGCCCAAGAAGCUGAAUGGAAGUCCGCCACUGCAACAUAUUCUACAGAAACAGAUGGGUCGAUUAUCACCGAAGGAGCUUGUGGUUAUGGGGACCUUCACAAGGCAACCUAUGGAAAAUACAGUGCUGGUCUUAGUAGUUUGCUAUUCAACAGAGGGCGUACCUGCGGAGGGUGUUUCGAGCUUAGGUGUGUGGAUCACAUCCUCUGGUGUCUGCAGGGAAGCCCAUCUGUCAUCAUUACUGCCACGGACUUUUGUCCCCCAAAUUAUGGGCUGCCGGCCGAUUAUGGUGGCUGGUGCAAUUUCCCACGAGAGCACUUCGAGUUAUCUGAGGCGGCUUUUGCUAAAAUAGCAGAGAGAAGAGCUGAUAUUGUGCCGGUUCAGUACAGGAGGGUGAAGUGCACCAGAAAUGGAGGGUUGAGAUUUACAUUGAGCGGGAGUUCUUACUUCUACCAAGUCCUGAUCGCUAAUGUUGGGUUGGAUGGCGAAGUGGUGGCAGUGAAGGUGAAGGGGUCAAAAACGGGGUGGAUACCCAUGGGAAGGAACUGGGGUCAAAUCUGGCAGUGCAAUAUCAACCUUAAAGGACAACCUCUAUCUUUUGAGGUCACAAGCAGCAGCGGGAAGACUGUUGCAUCUUACAAUGUUGCUCCACCAAAUUGGCAGUUUGGUCAGACGUUUGAAGGAAAACAGCUCUGAAACUAGGAAAAACUUCCAACCCAGAGUACCGACCAGGCAAGUUGGUAAGAAAGGGAAGAAGAAACCAGAGUCCAGAGGGGACAACUUAAAGAAAGAAAAAAAGGAAACCGAUAUUAGAUCUUAUGGUCCCAUUAAUGUAAUCUCCUUUUCAAGAAUGCAGAUUAGAGAGAUACUGAGGAAUGAUGGCAAAUCAUGAUUGAUAUCAGGGAGGAAAAAGUGUUGUGCCUUAACCUUACCAAUGACUUUUUCUUUCUUCUGAAUUUGGGCUCUAAAUGUGUUUUUUCUACUUUCAGUUGGUAGACAGAGGGCGUUAUUGUUGUUUAGUUUAAAGAUGGUUUAAUAUUACUGUUGUAA
Molecule: messenger RNA, 1731 nt
Organism: Nelumbo nucifera (sacred lotus)
Lineage: Eukaryota; Viridiplantae; Streptophyta; Magnoliopsida; Proteales; Nelumbonaceae
Gene: EXPA20
Product: expansin A20
Biological process (GO): plant-type cell wall organization
Cellular component (GO): extracellular region
Source: RefSeq, a predicted model, not a curated record